Messenger RNA from Macrosteles quadrilineatus (aster leafhopper), 1036 nucleotides. Its product is annotated as peptidoglycan-recognition protein LF-like. Gene Ontology annotation, biological process: peptidoglycan catabolic process. Gene Ontology annotation, molecular function: zinc ion binding; N-acetylmuramoyl-L-alanine amidase activity. Lineage: Eukaryota; Metazoa; Arthropoda; Insecta; Hemiptera; Cicadellidae. The record is from RefSeq and is a predicted model, not a curated record. Bases 247 to 756 code for a protein of 169 amino acids. The transcript has 3 exons.
UGUUGAGUAAUUUCUUCUCUAAAGAAGACAACAUUUGUUAUACUUCUUUGUUUUUAUGUUUCAUUUAUAGUUGGUACGUGAGACUAAAUAAUUUUGGUGUCUUUGAUUUUUCAGAUGACAAGUAGUGCCAGUUUGUAAAUUAAAACCUCUGACAACAUAAAAUAUAUGUUUGGAUGUCGUGAAUUAGUUUUAAUUACUAUUUUAAAUAUUUCGUAAUUAGAAAUACAUUAGAGUAAUUUAAAUAUUAUGCCUCCAUUAACUAUUGUACCAAGAAGUGAUUGGGGUGCUUUACCCCCUCAAAAGGAAAUCGCUGACCUUCCUAAACCUGUCCUUAAAGUGCUGAUGACUAAAACAAGGACACUACCUUGCAAUAAUGACGAAGAAUGCAAAUUUCACAUAAGGAAGAUGCAGGCAUUUCACAUGGGAAAAGGAUUUGAGGACAUCGCUUACAAUUUCAUAAUCACCCCCGAUGCUAAGGUGUAUGAAGGAAGAGGAUGGUAUAAAGUGGCACCAACCCCUGUUGAACGUCCUGAGUUCAAGGAUGCGGCUUUAGUCAUAGCUCACAUUGGAGACUAUCCAGUACUCGAUCCAGUGCGAAAACUAAUGGAUAAAAUUAUGUACAAACUGUUAGAUUAUGGCAUGGAGUUAAAAAUAAUUAAUGCUGGAAACUGUGAUUUUGAGCUUACUGAAGAGGACCCCUGGGUGGACAAUGGUAUACUUGCAAAAGUGUUUGCCAGAAUGUUUGAUAAAGCUUGACCACUAGUUUUUACAGAAUACAUUUUAAUAUCCACAAAGAAAUCAUUCAACCUGUAAUGUUUUUGGCCAGACAGCUAUCCGUUGCAAAGGGACAUGUACAUAAAAGCCACAAACCUAAUGGACUUUGCUGUUGCCAGCAAAAUGUGGUGUGAGGAAGUCGACGUGCGGUACAUAACGAAUUGGAUUGACGAUCCUAGCUUUGAGUUACAUAUAAGUAAACUUGAUGAGGACGUAAAUAAAAAUGAUGUUUUCUAACACAGUUGUGCAAUUAUUGCAAAGG